GUUGCAUACGUCAGUGACCAUACGCGUGGUGUGAAAAAAUUUCAUAAGUUUGAGAUGACCCAUAUCUGUGUUUGAUUAGUAAUUUCUUAAAAUCAUACUAUGUGACACGAUCAAUGUGUAAAUCUAUAAUACAUAGCGAUUUAAUAAAAUAAAUUUAUUUAAUAAAAUAAAUUAAAUAGAAGAAUCUGAUGAUUGUGUCGUUUAAGAAUGAUGCAUCUACAACAUGACAUUGCCUGUUGCAUUUCAUUUUUAUUUAUUUUAACUCUUGUCAAAGCGGAUUUUCAGAAUUAUUUAAAUCCUCAACAUAGAAUAAAUCAUUUGCCUGAUAACAAAUUUAGCUUUAGUGAGUAUUUGGAAUCUUCUGAUAAUGAUGAAAGAGAUAGAACAUCACAAUGGGAUCAGAUGUACCAAAAUAUACCAAAAACUACAAUAGAUACCGAACAACAAACUUUAGAUAUACUUAAUAAAAAUAUUAUAUGGGAUUCUCAUUGGGCCAAAAAUAUCAAAUUUGGUCAGAUAUCAGCAGUGUCUAUAGAUCCAAAUGGAAAUAUUGGAAUAUUUCAUAGAGGAACAAGAGUAUGGGGGUUAACUACAUUUGACAAUGAAAAUGUAUUUGAUAAAAGCAAAGGUCCAAUUCAAGAAAACACAGUAAUUUUGUUAGAUAAAUUUGGAAAAAAGUUAUUAGAAUGGGGUGCAAAGAAAUUUUAUUUACCACAUGGUUUGACAAUAGAUAUGUAUGGAAAUUAUUGGAUUACUGAUGUAGCCUUACAUCAAGUAUUUAAAUUUGAUAGUAAAGAUAUAGCAAGAUUAAGAAAAGGAGAAUAUAGCCAAGAAACAAUAUUUUCUAACCCUAAACCUUCAUUGGUUCUUGGAGAAGCUUUUGUACCUGGUAACAAUGACAAACGGUUUUGCAAACCAACAGCAGUUGCUGUAGAAAAUAAUGGUGACUUUUUUGUCAGUGAUGGUUAUUGUAAUUCUAGAAUUAUUAAAUUCAAUGCUAAAGGAGAGAGAAUUUUAAAGUGGGGUAGAACAACAUAUGCAUAUGCAGAAAGAGCUCUUGUACCAAAUGCAUUUAAUAUACCUCAUGCUUUAGCUCUUGCUAAUGAAUUGAAUUUACUUUUUGUUGCUGAUAGACAAAAUGGUAGAGUUGUGUCUUUCUUUGCAACUAAUGGGACUUUUUACAAAGAGUACAAGGAUUUUAAGAGAAUUGGCCCAUUGAUUUAUAGUGUUGCAUAUGCCAAAGGAAGACUUUAUUUAAUUAAUAAUCAUUUAAUUAAUGAACCUUCUAGUUACAAUAUACAUGUCCAAGGGUUUGUUCUUGAUGUAAAUUCAGGAAAUAUACUAUUUUCAUUUCGACCAGGUCAAGACAUGGAUAGUCCACAUGACAUAGCUGUGUCUGAGGAUGGUUCAGAAAUAUAUGUUGUGGAAUUGAAUAAGAACACUGUUUAUAAAUUUAUGCAGAAUAUAAAUACAUCAGUACAAAUUGGAAAUUCGGUGGUACACACAAACCCUCAUCAUGAACCUGCACCUUUGACGGAUAGUGAUAUGAACAGCCCUACUGGAGGUACUACAACAGCAACAUUAGUCUUAUCCCUUGUUACAGCAGCAGUCAUUUUUAUUGCGCUCUGUAUAGCAAUUGCUGCAGUUUUAGCAAGAUGUCAAAAAAGAGGAUGUUUAUUAAUAAUGCGCAAACGAAUGCACUGGGAAGCCGAGAGGCGAGAAAACUUUAAACUUCCAAAUCUCUUGGAAAACAGAAGAGGCAAGAGUUUCAAGAUAGUGGAGAAACGACCAAAUCCGCGAGACUUUAGUAAAUUGAACACGGAACCAGAAACCUCAGAGGAUGAAUAUCCGGAGAAUAGCUUUGCAAAAGUUAUUUCAUAGUGUUGAACACUUUUAACGAAUCAAGCACAUGAUUUUAAUGACGUAUCUCUAUUAAACAAACUUGUUGUCUUACCUUCCAAUUCAGGCUUUUUGCAUGUAAAUUGAAUUUGGUCUCCAUGAUGCUAGUCUUACGAAGUACGAUGUUCAAAUUACGAAAUGUUCCAAUUAAUGCCUCACGACUGUUGCCUUUUCACACAAAGUCACUUAUUAUCACUCACGAAGUUAGGUAUUAAUUGUUUUGUUAAAUUAUUUAAAAAAAAGAAUAUCGAAUCCGUUAUUUAAGACUUCGUCGUUGACUGUCACCGACUCCCGCUCUCGUUAACCAAAAUCAAGUGACGUCAUCGGAAAUAGCCAACUUCACGAUUAUUUGAAUCCGCUGCAUUUAAUCGUGUAUUCCAAUUUAAUCGAUUUAAUUUUAUAGAAAUUACUAUUCCUGCAUGUUUUAAAUAAUAAUUAUAUUUGAGGAAAUUAAAAUGUUUCUCUUAUAUUUGAGAAACAAAAGAUAUUGAAGUAUAAUAUAUGUACAUAUAUAUAUAUGUGUGUAUGUAUGUGUGUGUAUAAAAUAGUUCCCGCGUUUAUACUUACUCGAUUACUCGACAUUGAAUUUGAUAGAUAUCGAUAUUCUUUUUGGCUCUCUUGUGCAAUUAGUGUUUCAAAAGAACUGCCAAUGUUUUCAAAUUUUGUAUUUCUUUUUCGGAGAUUUAUUUGAGUUAAUUUAAAUAUUUAUAUUAGUUUUAUGUAGUUAAUUCAUAAUAAUAAGUCUGUAAAUGAUGAAGAUAAGAGUUAA
Heterotrigona itama is the source of this 2668-nucleotide messenger RNA. NCBI's taxonomy places the organism in Eukaryota, Metazoa, Arthropoda, Insecta, Hymenoptera, Apidae. The record is from the annotation of a GenBank genome assembly.